Molecule: messenger RNA, 977 nt
Organism: Ochlerotatus camptorhynchus
Lineage: Eukaryota; Metazoa; Arthropoda; Insecta; Diptera; Culicidae
Product: ribose-5-phosphate isomerase-like
Exons: 2
Coding region: 70-879 (269 amino acids)
Biological process (GO): D-ribose metabolic process; pentose-phosphate shunt, non-oxidative branch
Cellular component (GO): intracellular membrane-bounded organelle
Molecular function (GO): ribose-5-phosphate isomerase activity
Source: RefSeq, a predicted model, not a curated record
ACGAUUACUUUUCUUAUCAUUUUUGCGCUGGUAAACAGAAAAGUACAGUAGUUCUACAGCAAACCUUCCAUGUUUCAACGGCUACUCCGAACCGGAUUGGUUACUGCUUACAUAAAUUCCGCCGCGUUCACUUGUAUCAAUCGUACGUUUACCAUCGGAGAAAGUGUCGCAAAAAUGAGUCUGGAUCAGGCCAAGAAGAUCGCCGCUUUCAAAGCCGUGGAUGAGUAUGUAAAAAAUGAUACAGUGGUAGGAGUCGGCAGUGGCUCGACCGUAGUCUACGCCGUGCAGCGACUGGCCGAACGGGUGAAAACCGAAGGACUGAAAUUAGUAUGCAUUCCGACGAGCUUCCAGGCGCGUCAGUUGAUUAUAGAUAAUGGUCUGGUGCUAGGGGAUUUGGAGCAGAAUCCUAAGAUUGACUGUGCCAUCGAUGGUGCCGAUGAGGUUGACGCCGAUAUGGUCCUAAUCAAAGGCGGUGGCGGAUGUUUGCUGCAGGAAAAAAUAGUGGCUUCCUGUGCUGAUCAGCUGAUUGUAAUUGCCGAUUAUACUAAGAAUUCCAAGAAGCUCGGAGAACAGUACAAAAAGGGUAUCCCGAUCGAAGUUGUUCCAAUGGCGUAUGUUCCGAUAAGGAAUAGGGUGGCUGCCAAAUACGGGGGUAAAUUGAAUCUUCGAAUGGCCGUUGCAAAGGCUGGUCCGGUCGUAACGGACAAUGGAAAUUUCAUUCUCGAUUGGCACUUCCCGGAAGGCGACUUCGACUGGGAUGCCGUCAAUCGGGACAUCAUGAUGAUUCCUGGUGUGGUCGAGACUGGGUUGUUUGUAAAAAUGGCAUCGAAAGCCUAUUUCGGUCUUGCCGAUGGAUCUGUCACCGAAAGAACUGCCUAACAACAACGUACAAUAAUUUCUCACUCAAAGUUUAUUGGUGUUUGAUGCAGCUAUCAUAAUAUGUUCAAUAAAUAAAUAACAAAAGAGCAAAAAACGGA